AUGCGUACUCGUACUUCAGUCACAAUCCACAACUUCUUCGAAAAACAUCAUCUGAUAACAUUCAGAUUAGGUUGGGCAUCUUUCAUAAUAUGUCUAAGUGCACUACAAUUUGGAUAUCACUUGGCUGAAUUAAAUGCCCCAGCAGAUAUCCUUUCAUGUAAUUUCGAUAAACCUGGUCCCUUACCUAGCUAUGACGAUACUAUAUGGUCACAAUACAAUUUCAAACAAUGCAUACCGAUGUCGGAAGAGGGUGUUGCAUUGAUAACUACCCUGUAUACCAUUGGUGGUUUAGUUGCUUCGGUGAUUUUGGGCUCAACUUCGAUCUCGAUGGAUUAUGGAAGAAGAUCGGUGUGUAUUUUUGCAUCGUUGUUUUUCGUAUUGGGAUCCCUGCUUAUGGUUAUGGCAAACUCUGCCUGGAUGAUUAACUUGGGUAGGUUUUUUAAUGGGGCAGGUGCUGCAAGUUCAUUAAUCAUGUCACCGAUUUUGAUAAAUGAAUUAGCACCCGUUAAUCAUCGAGGAUUAUUAGGUGCAUUGAUGCAGAUUGCUGUUUCUAUUGGGAUUUUUUUGGCACAAUAUGUUUCAUAUUUUUAUUCAAAUGAUCAACAAUGGAGACAAAUUUUUGUGGUGGCGGUUAUGAUCGCGUUGAUUCAGUUCUUGGGAUUGUUUUCUAUUCCUGAAUCUCCAAAAUGGAUGAUUAUGAAUGGAGGGGAUGAGGAUUUGGCAAGAUCAACGUUGUAUACUUUGAGGACUAAUAUUACUACCAUAGAAUAUGAGAUACAUCAUUGGCAUCAUUUAGCCAAAGGUACACAAUCCCCGGAUGAAAAUACACCAUUAUUGGAAGAAGAUGCGACUUCCGCCGUUGAUUCAGAUGGUUCAUCAAUCUCGAGUAGGAAAUCUCUAGAUCCUCCACUGAUUACAAUUACUGAUUUCUUAUUUGAGCAUAAAUACAGAAAACAAUUAAUCUCGGUGAUCUUAAUCAUGACUGGACAACAACUUCUGGGUAUGAAUGCAAUCACAUAUUAUGGGGUCAAGAUCUUAAACACCUUAUUCAAUAAUCAAGGCUCAGGUGGUGGUAAUUAUGUUCUUGUCUUGACAUGUGCAUUCUCGGGCGUGAAUGUUAUCAGUUCUAUUCUGGCCGCUCCAUUGAUUGAUAGAUUAGGUAGAAAACCUUUGUUGCUAGCUUCUAUUGGAUUAUGUGGCUUAUGCUCACUAGUAUUGGCAAUUGGUAUCCCAAACAAGUACGACGUUGCCGUCAUAACGGCGUGUUUUGGGUUUAUUAUUGGGUUCUCAAUUGGGUUGGGUCCACUUCCAUUCUUAAUGGUUUCCGAAUUGACCAGUCAUGAGGUUGUAUCGUUGGCACAAUCAUUUGGAACUGUUACCAAUUGGACUGCAAAUAUGAUGGUAGCGAUGUUAUUUCCAUUGUUGCAAAAUUUAAUUGGUGGAACUGUGUUUUAUAUUUUCUUUGCUAUUUCCGUGGCAUAUUUGGUUGCAUUUUAUUAUAAAAUUCCAGAAACUAAAGGAUAUCAUCAUUCUUCAGAUGUUUGGGAACAUUAUUAG
This is a messenger RNA of Hemisphaericaspora subhashii, 1557 nucleotides long. RefSeq names its product Hgt20p (gene HGT20). Gene Ontology annotation, cellular component: membrane. The transcript has a single exon. Gene Ontology annotation, biological process: monosaccharide transmembrane transport. Gene Ontology annotation, molecular function: hexose transmembrane transporter activity. The record is from RefSeq and is a predicted model, not a curated record. The coding region runs from base 1 to 1557 and encodes 518 amino acids. NCBI's taxonomy places the organism in Eukaryota, Fungi, Ascomycota, Pichiomycetes, Serinales, Debaryomycetaceae.